Messenger RNA from Colletotrichum higginsianum IMI 349063, 2514 nucleotides. RefSeq names its product FAD binding domain-containing protein. The transcript is spliced from 3 exons. NCBI's taxonomy places the organism in Eukaryota, Fungi, Ascomycota, Sordariomycetes, Glomerellales, Glomerellaceae. Gene Ontology annotation, molecular function: FAD binding. Bases 1 to 2514 code for a protein of 837 amino acids. The record is from RefSeq and is a predicted model, not a curated record.
AUGGCAUCGAACAAGGGGGCCAAGGUCAUCAUUGCCGGCGGCGGCAUUGCCGGCCUGACGCUGGCCCUGAUGCUGGAGACGCUCGACACGGACUACCUCCUCCUCGAGGCGCACGACGACAUCGCCCCGGAAGUCGGCGCGAGCAUCGGCCUGACGCCGAACUCGCUGCGCAUCUUCGACCAGCUGGGCGUGUACGACGCCAUCGAGGCCUUGCCCCACGCCCACAUCGAGGAGCUCUGCGUGCGUGGUCAAAACGGCCGCACACACGGCUACACGACGCGAUUUUUUGCCAGACAAUGGCUCCUACAGAUCCUAUACGACUCGCUACGGCACAAGGAGAGGGUCCUGACGGGCAAAAAGGUCAUCGGCGUCAGCCCGGCCACCGCCGGCGAUGGCUCCGUCGAGGUCACGACGCGCGACGGGAGCCUCUACCGGGGCGCCAUCGUCAUCGGCGCAGACGGCGUACACAGCACCGUCCGGGAGCAGAUACACGCCAUGGCCGGUAAAGCCCUGGGCGAGGAGGAGGAUAAAAAGAAGAAGAAGAAGAAGAAGAAGGGCGGGGGUGAGAAGCAAGAGAAGAGGACCCUGGCCGCCCGCGAGGUCGACGACGACGACAGCAUGGCCUGUUCCUACCGGUGCAGCUUCGGCAUCGCCCAACACGUGCCGGGAUGGGACUAUUUCCGCCUCGUCGCCGUCCCCGGCGACGGCGUCACCAUGGUCGCCACGUCCGGGGCCGACGGGCGCGUGUACUGGUUCGUCUUCGAGAAACUGCCCGAGACUCUGUACGGUCGCCGGAUCCCGCGGGGCUACUCGGCGAAGGACGAGGCCGGCUUCGCUGCCAAGUAUGCCGAGCACCGGCUGACGGACGACGUCACGUUCGGCCAGCUCUUCAGCAGGCGCCUCUCGUCCACACUGACGCCGCUGCAUGAGGGCGUACACGGAACAUGGUUCUUUGGGAGGACGCUGAUCUUGGGAGACUCGGCACACAAGUCCAACCCAAUCGGCUCUCAGGGCGGCAGCAGCAUCGUCGAGGCGGCCGCGCUGUUGGUCAACGGUCUCCGGCAGAAGAUGGACGCCCGCCAGACCGACCUCGCCGGCCUGACGGGCGCCGACGUGACGAGCGUCUUCGCCGCCUUCCAGGACGCCCAGCAGCCCCGCGCCUCACGGGUCGUGUCCCGCGCCCACGCGGUCCAGGCCCUCGCGGCGUUCGAGCAGCCGGUCCUCUCCCGCAUCGGCCUCGGCUUCCUCCUCCCCUGGAUUCACGACGAGCACGUCUGGGCCCGGACCGCCCCGGUCUUCGCCGACGCCCCACGCAUCGCCCACUUGCCCGUGCCGGCCCGGCCCCGGGCCGUCCCCUUUGACGACGAGCUCCCCGCGGCGCCGGUACGGAGCAGGACGGCCCUCCUCUCGGCCCUCGCCGUCACCGUCGGCUCGAGCAUGGGCCUCCUGUGGCUCGUCGUGAACAUGCAGUUCCCUUACCUCGCGCCCCCCUUCACCUGGGGCCCCGACGACGAGCCCCUCGACCGCACCUGGCUGCCCACCAAGUUCCUCAACGACAACGCCCUCUCCGUCGUCUCCGUGUGCUCCCUCCCGGUCCUCGACGAGCGGCCCGGCCCGACGGCCCACCUCGUCUACCUCCUGGCCCAGAUGCUCUCCCCGAACCUGAUCUACACCGUCGAGGCCUACCGCGUCGGCAACGCCGGCACGCCGCUGGCGUCCCCCUUUCUCAACUUCGCCGUCAUGGGCAUCGUCGCCCUCGCCGGCGCCCAGCAGUACUGGACCGUCGCCUCCGCGCUCUUCGGCCACGCCCUCCCCACCGGCCGCGCCGUGCCCCUCGACGUCGCCCACAGCCUGACCCCGGCCCUGGCCCUCGGCUUCGCCCUGCCCGCCGUGCUCAUGUUCCUCCCCGUCCCGGACGCGAGGGUCCGGCAGGACUGGAACGCCCUCUGGCAGUUCGGCACCUUCUUCUUCAUCGCCCUGACGGACCUCUUUGCCCGCGUGCUUCGCCGAUGGUGGUCGUGGCGCCCGCGGCGACCCCUGGCGGCGGCGGCGGCGGUCCCCGGAACCGACCGAGACGAAGACGACGCGGACCUCGUGCGCUACCGGAACAAGGACGCCGCCGUCCUCCAAGGGGCCUACCUCUGUGUCGGCCUCGUCCAGGCCGUGAGCCACCUCGCCGCCCUCCUGUACGCGCACCGCCACCCGGCCCUCUCGGUGCGGGACUUCUUCUUCGGCUUCCCCUCGCCCUGGACCGACUGGAGCUCCCUGGGCCGUUCGGCGUGGGUCAGCAACGUGCUCCAGUACGACCUCGUGCUCUACGUCGCCGGCGCCGUCGUCCACAACCUGCACGCCGUGUGGAAGCUGCGCGCCUCGGGCUACGUCGCCGGCAGGGAGUGCGUCGCGGCCGCGGUCUGCGUCGUCCUGGGACAGUUCUGCCUGGGCUCGGGCGCCACGUGGGCGGCCCUGUGGUACUGGCGCGAGGGCGUUCUCACGAGCCUUUCGACGAUUGAGUGA